GACCUCCUCACCCCCACCCUGUACCAUGGUUAUUAUGUCCGUCCAAGAAUCACCAAGCAGCUAGGGCGGGGCUUCUCUGAUAUAGAGGCGGAGCCAGGGAAGUGGACCGUUCGAUUGGACGUGUGUCAGUUCACUCCUGAUGAAGUCACUGUUCGCACUGUCGACAACCUACUGGAGGUCAGUGGUAACCACUCCCAGAGACAAGAUGUCCACGGGUUCAUCAGUCGGUCGUUUACGAGGACCUACAUACUUCCUGUGGGUGUCGACCCUCUACUGCUCUUCGUCGACCUAUCACACGACGGCAUCCUCUCUGUCUCCGCUCCCCGGACAACCCCCGACCCGCCCUCCUCACACACGCAUAUCAUACACACUCACACCGACAAGACAACCUAG
This is a messenger RNA of Oncorhynchus keta (chum salmon), 393 nucleotides long. RefSeq names its product heat shock protein beta-2-like. The annotation marks the transcript as partial. Gene Ontology annotation, molecular function: protein folding chaperone. The record is from RefSeq and is a predicted model, not a curated record. Gene Ontology annotation, biological process: protein refolding; response to heat. NCBI's taxonomy places the organism in Eukaryota, Metazoa, Chordata, Actinopteri, Salmoniformes, Salmonidae. The transcript has 2 exons.